GUGAGCUGAUCAGAGAGAAAGCAUUCUGCCAGCCAAGCUCCUACUAUUCGCAAUCACUUCCUAACCUCACCCUUUUUAACAUAUUUGAUCACUUUGAUUCUCUGUUAUUUUUUCUUAUUCAAUUUUCCGUGCAUGAAGGAGGUUCUAUAAGUUGUGAUCUUUUUGUUUUAUUAUGACUUGCUUGUCGGAGAGUUGACUUCAUAUUUGACUAAAGCAUUGGCUUCAGCUGCUCGCACCACCUCACAAGAAGAAAAGGGAGAAGCAGCAAUAUUUGUUUUACCAGUUGAUGAUUUUCAUCAAGACUUGAGCUGGAACUUGAUAGCGCUCUGCUGCUAGUGUGUAGCCUACAUCAAUUGUGUGUUUUAUGCUGCUGUCACGUCGCCUACGUUCAACGUACUGCUCCGUUUCUUGAAUAGGCUACCUCAUUUCAUUAUCGCAAUCAUUUGCUAUUUUUUCCCCCUUGAAGAUAUCCUGGAUGGCUGACUGCAAGCGCCCCUGGACUUGGCCUCUAAGUGCAAGGCUGCGAUUCAGCUCGCCAUCACAUCAGUUUUAAAACGUGUGCGUCGCAUCGUCUACAACAGCAAUAUAAUUUGACAUUUUCGAAGAUUCAACGAACAAUCGACAACAGUAGGCUUUUGGCAUUUAUUUUUUAAUUUUUACUAUUAAUUUUGAUUACAGCGUGCUGCAUUCUUUUAAGAAAACAAGCACCGCGAAAUCAAAAACGGCAGACAAAAAGUUUCCUUUACGUUGACUGAUAGAUAUGGCAAUGGUAGUGUGGAGAGGCUCCCAGGACGAUGUGUCUGAGUCCCAAGGUACCCUUUCUUCGCAAUCUCAAGGAGGACUAUCCCUUCCGACCCCUCAGAUGAAUCUGUCAGGCUCUCAGGUCGCCCCUCCGACCCCUCAGACAACCGUCCAAGGACCCCCGAACAACACUGUACAGUCUACGCCGACAAACCAGACGAUGCAGUCGGAGAAACAGCAGCCACAGCACAUAGAAUGCGUUGUUUGCGGGGAUAAAUCUAGUGGUAAACACUAUGGCCAGUUUACUUGCGAGGGGUGCAAAAGCUUCUUCAAACGGAGCGUACGAAGGAACCUCAGUUACACAUGCCGUGCCAACAGGAAUUGUCCCAUUGACCAGCACCAUCGCAAUCAGUGUCAGUACUGCCGCCUCAAAAAAUGUCUGAAAGUUGGCAUGAGACGGGAAGUUUCUCUUUUUACUGCAGCGGUGCAACGGGGACGGAUGCCACCCACACAGCCACACCAUGGUCAGUUCGCCUUGACAAAUGGGGACCCACUGCACUGCCAUUCCUACUUAUCCGGAUAUAUAUCUCUACUGCUACGAGCGGAGCCCUACCCAACGUCCCGGUAUGGCAGUCAAUGCAUGCAACCCAACAACAUCAUGGGCAUCGAGAACAUAUGUGAACUGGCGGCCAGGAUGCUGUUCAGUGCCGUGGAGUGGGCCAGGAAUAUCCCCUUCUUUCCAGACCUUCAGAUUACUGACCAGGUGGCUCUUCUGCGGUUGACCUGGAGUGAGUUAUUUGUGCUCAACGCCGCACAGUGCUCCAUGCCUCUCCAUGUGGCUCCACUUCUGGCGGCGGCUGGCCUACACGCCUCCCCCAUGUCUGCGGACAGAGUGGUUGCCUUUAUGGACCACAUUAGGAUCUUCCAAGAACAAGUGGAAAAGCUGAAAGUUUUGCACGUUGACUCUGCUGAAUACAGCUGCUUGAAGGCAAUUGUGCUCUUCACUUCAGACGCUUGUGGCCUCUCAGAUGUGGCCCAUGUGGAAAGUUUGCAAGAGAAGUCCCAGUGCGCCCUGGAGGAAUAUGUUCGGAGCCAGUAUCCCAACCAGCCAACACGAUUUGGGAAGUUGUUACUUCGCUUGCCUUCACUGCGCACAGUGUCUUCAUCGGUCAUAGAGCAAUUGUUUUUCGUCCGAUUGGUAGGUAAAACCCCAAUUGAAACCCUCAUCAGGGAUAUGUUGCUUUCGGGGAGCAGUUUUAACUGGCCCUACAUGUCAAUUCAGUAAGCAGAAGGAAUGAACAAAGGGGUUAAGAAUGGUUAGUGCUUCUUUUGUAGAAGGAAAACGGCUGUUACAAGAGCUUGCUUUCACAAAGAAAGACAUUGUCAUAAAUGACUGUGAAUUAAAAAAAUUGAGACAUUCAUCGAACUUUCAAAAUGCAGAUAAAAGCUCCCCGUGUCAUUCGGAAUAAGUUGCUUCUUAUCCAUUUUUUAAGAUAAAUAAAUAAAACGAAAACAAAAAUAAGGAAAAUGAUUUUGGUAAUCCUCAAAUCGAAAAUGAAACUAUAAAGUGCAUUUAAAAUGAGUAUUUGGAAAAACUUAGGAGAAAAGAAAAACUAAGUUUUCUUUUUCCAAAUUAGCCUACUUGUCCUGUGUCCAUGUAUCUAGCUAUUUUUUGUACUUUUAUUUUGUUCCUCCUUUCUGGUUCCAAACCGGCCUAUGUGAUUCUGUAGUACAGGUGGUGUUCUUUUCUAAAACCAUGACUUCUUUUGAAACAGUUAAGUAAGGUGAAAUGUUCUUCAAGAAUUAAAACUAAAUCCACAGCAAUAUAGGAAAGGCUUAUAACUACAUGCUUAAUGAUGCAAACGCACUUACUCUUAGGAUGGCCCACACUAAACUGGGCAAGGGAGUUUAUUUUAGUGUUCAAGUUCAACUUUCUGAUCCAGCUAAAUCAUUUCUCUUUCCAAUUGAGAAUAUAGCCUAGGCUACGUGAUGUUCCAGGGUUGCCCUGUUUUGCCAUUGCUAAGUUGAGCCAAUCGAACCACAUCAGCUCUUAAUAUAGAACAAGGAUUCUACAAGGCACUGUCGACAGUAAAACAGCUAUUACAGAACAGUGAAUGAAAUAGCCUGCAUACUGGCAACCUAUGUUUAAUGAACCCCUUUCUGGCUGUAUUCAACUUCGUGUGUCCCCUCAUGCACCCAGUUCGAAAUGUUUGGCAUUCAUUUGCAGACAGUUCAAAAAAAAUAUUAAAGCCUUGAGAUAUGGGCUACUGAAGGGUGAGUGUGGCUUGUAAACGUAGAUGCACAGCUAUUUUAAUUGUUAUGUUCACUUAGAUAUGGUAUUAACUACCAAUAUAUUGAACAUUGUGUCUUGCAAUGUAUAGGCCGAAACAUCAAUCAAAACAAGUCAUACAAUAUCUAGUCAUACAAUAUCUUAUUUUGAAAUUGGAAAGGUCAAGGGUCAUAUACCUUUUAUGUAGGCCUACAGCUGGAAUAGUGUUUAAUAGCAGUAUUAUUACGAUAUCCCUGACAUGUCACCCUCUCUACACUUCAAGCAUUAAGUGCCUGAAAAGUAAUUUCUUAUCAAAACGUUGUUUAAG
Molecule: messenger RNA, 3338 nt
Organism: Oncorhynchus gorbuscha (pink salmon)
Lineage: Eukaryota; Metazoa; Chordata; Actinopteri; Salmoniformes; Salmonidae
Product: COUP transcription factor 2-like
Exons: 3
Coding region: 761-2026 (421 amino acids)
Biological process (GO): negative regulation of transcription by RNA polymerase II; anatomical structure development; cell differentiation
Molecular function (GO): retinoic acid binding; zinc ion binding; nuclear receptor activity
Source: RefSeq, a predicted model, not a curated record